Molecule: messenger RNA, 1494 nt
Organism: Rodentolepis nana
Lineage: Eukaryota; Metazoa; Platyhelminthes; Cestoda; Cyclophyllidea; Hymenolepididae
Source: the annotation of a GenBank genome assembly
AUGCCUUCCGGGGUGCUGAUUGCCGCAGCCCUGGAUAACGGAUCGAUAAACUCCAGUCCUACUGCAGCAACAGGGGCCGCACUUUACAACCCGUAUCUGGCAGCCCAAGGAAGGGUUGGCACCCCUGGUACCAUGACUGGUGCUAUGGGAAACCCCUCAGAUGUACAUCAGGUACUUGCAGCUCUGGCUACAGCAACAACGUCACCCGCAAUAAUGAAGGAUUCUCGAUGGCUCACAUUGGAAGUCUGUAGGCAGUACCAACGGAAGAUGUGUUCCAGAGAUGAAAAUGAAUGCAAGUUCGCUCAUCCUCCUUCACAUGUGGAUGUACAAAAUGGGCGAGUAAUUUGCUGUUACGAUUCCAUUAAAGGAAAGUGUCAACGUCAUGACCCCCCAUGCAAGUACUUUCAUCCACCCCAGCACCUGCGUGAGCUUCUUCUCCAAAACGGUCGGAAUAAUCUGAUCUUAAAGAAUAUGCAAUUACAGCUGUUGCAACAGCAGAUCGCUCAGGGAGCGAUGUUGCCGGGUCUGUCAGCUGCUAUAGCCGCUGCUGCCUCUGCAAAUGCCGCCGCCUCAUCCGUGGCAGCGGCUGCAGCAUCAACGGCUGGAAAUGUCGGCACUCCGGUGACCUCCACCUCUCUUGGUCCAACGCUUUCCCAAACAACGCCAUCACCAACUCAACCUUCCCAACAAACAACACCACAGUCCCUCUCUGCUGUCACAGCUCUAGCGGCCAAUCUCGACGCUCCAGUUACCAACCCACUAGCCCAAGUUUUCACGGCUCAACCAAAGUCCCCCUUUAUCGAUCCACUAUGCGCGCAAUUGUAUGGACAAGCUCCAGUCGUUUCUCCAGGAGGAACACGAAAAAGGACCGCAAAUGAGUCUUUUUACUCUCCGUUUCUCACAGGGUCUUCAAUGCUGAAUUAUGGGCCUCAGCUUGAUCCCGCGAUCUUUCAGCAAAUUGGCCCUAAUGCAUUGGGUGUUAGUCUGUCACCAUACCUCACUCCAACACAACUUAAUUCGAUGGCAGCGGCCGUUGCUUCAGCUGCACCAUUGAAGUCAGUACCCUCAACAGUACCCUUGGCUAAUGGUGGGGCUCCAGGUACCCCGGGAGGUCUUACUGCAGCUCAUUUAGCAGCUCUUGCCACUGCAGCGAUGAACCCAAUGGGUGCGCUAGCAACUCCCGCGAAAAGACCUGCUUUGGCUGAUGCAAAAUCGGGACUUCCAAUGUUUGAUUAUAGUCAAGGAAUGUACGCCAUACAGACACAAAUGCAGAACACCAAAAAUGGUAUUCAACAACAGACACAUUCAGCUAUGUCACCUCAGGUAACGUCACAUAAGCUGUCGGGUUCGAACUCACAGGAGAACGGAAAUGUCGUGGAGAAUGGAGCCUCUAGUGAAGAUGCAGGCGGACAGAAAAAUCAGCUUGCUGCUUCUAAUGUCGGACAAUUUUAUCCAGAAACGUACAUUGAAGUCCCGCACUACGUCUACCUAUAG